AUCUUUUUAUGUGUUGGAUUUUGCGCUACACGUAGGGCUGUGUGCAGUUAAGCCAAGACCUGUUUUGCGCCAUUUCUAUGAUUUGGGUUUCUGAGAGAAAGCUCUGCAAACAACUGAUCAGCUGACAGACAUGCGCCUGCUCUGUAACGUUGAGCAACUUUUAAAUGCUGUUAGCAAGCUAAUUCCAGAUUUAAUAUAUCUAUGUCUGGCUUUGAACUGGUUAUAUCACAAUCAAAUGCCUCUUUCCACUUGGGUGGGUUCUGAUAAAGCACUGAAGAGACACGAAUAGCAAAUCGUUUAAAACCUUUAAUUCGCUAGUCACACACAUUAGCUGUUUUGUUACAAAGCUGGCUAGCUCAACAGUGCUUCUUUUUUCUGGACAUAUACAGUAACGUCAGAGCCCGUCUAUCUCUUUUAACGUAAGUUCAUUCAUGCCAGCUGCAAGAGACGAAGACAAAUACAGGAGACGUGGAGGAGGAGAUGGCACAAGACACUGUUGGGCUGCGGAGCUCUAUGACCUGUUUAUCAAAGAAUUGCUGACUUUAGAAAUGAAACAUUGUUAAUUUCUCGGAGAUGCAUUCAAUGGAAACAACGUCGCGGGAGUCGACUAUGACCUGCAGAACGGUCGGACAACAUUCAGAGACAUUGGUUUCGUAGGACGACGAUAGCUAGCCGUGUCUCAGUCCCAAUGUACGAGCGGUAUAUUUAAGGGAAUAUUAUGAAUAGCUAGUUUUAAUAUCAUAGGUAUCCGUCUUUCAAGUUCUCCACUGGACUGCCUGGAAAGCUGUUUGGACUCAUGAAUUCUUCAUUUAUACUUGACAAAAAUUCCAAGAUGACGGUGGAAGGUUCUACAAUUAAAAGUCGGAUUAAAAGUCUGCUACGUUCACCAUCUAUAAAACUGAGAAGAAGUAAACCUGGGAACAACAAGGAGAACCUUUCUAACAAGGUUACGCUUGAGAAGGUCUUGGGGAUCACCACAUCGGGGAACCGAGCAUUGGCCAGCGACCCGCGCUCAGGCCUGGUGGCCUACCCUGCAGGAUGCGUCGUGGUGUUGUUGAACCCUAAAAAGAACAAGCAGCAUCACAUCGUCAACAGCUUCAGGAAAACUAUCACCACUCUAUCCUUCUCUCCGGAUGGCAAAUACAUGGUCACUGGCGAGAGCGGGCACAUGCCGGCGGUCCGGGUGUGGGACGCGGUGGAGGGAUCUAGGUGGCCGAAGCUUCAGGAGUAUCAGUACGCGUGGCUCAUGGCCUUCCCCCCCACCCAGCAAGUACAUCUGGGCCAGCUGGGCUACCAGCACGACAUGAUCGUCAACGUCUGGGCCUGGAAGAAAAACGUGGUGGUGGCCGCCAACAAAGUGUCCAGCAAGGUGGCGGCGGUGUCCUUCUCCGAUGACAGCUCCUACUUUGUCACGGCAGGGAACCGACACAUCAAGUUCUGGUACCUGGAUCACACCAAGUCCUCCAAGGUGAACGCCACGGUGCCCCUGCUGGGCCGCUCAGGUCUGCUGGGCGAGCUGCGCAACAACUUUUUCAGCGACGUGGCAUGCGGGAAGGGCCGCAAGGCCGACAGCACCUUCUGCAUCACCACCUCGGGCCUGCUGUGCGAGUUCAACGACAAGCGGCUGCUGGACAAAUGGGUCGAGCUGCGGAAAAAUGACAGCAUCACAACCACCAUGGCCACGUCUCUGUCGGUGACAGAGGACCUGAUCUUCUGCGGCUGUGCCGACGGGACAGUGCGGGCCUUCAGCCCCAUCAACCUGCACUUCAUCUGCACGCUUCCCCGACCGCACAGCCUGGGCACCGACAUCGCCACCGUAGUGGAGGCCAGCCACCUGUUCUCCUACAAGACGGACGCGCGGUACCCGGACACGGUGGCCGUGUCAUAUGACCCGACAAACCGCUGGCUCUCGUGCGUGUACAACGACCACAGCCUGUACGUGUGGGACGUCAGGGAUCUGAGGAAAGUAGGCAAGGUCUACUCGGCCAUGUACCACUCCGCGUGCGUGUGGAGCGUGGAGAUGUAUCCGGAACCCAGAGAGGGUGAGCAGCCAUGUUUGCCCCUCGGCUCCUUCCUCACCUGCUCUUCGGACAACACGGUCCGCCAGUGGAACACAGACACCCACAACGCCAGUCUCAGCCGCAACCUCAUCAGCAACGACCUGCAGAAGGUCAUCUACAUGGACAACAGCACGUCGGCGCUGCUGGACCCCGACUGCACCGUGAGCAGCAGCAGCACGGAGAAAGCCGACCCGCAGACGUCCGAGAACCGCACGGGCAUCAGGACUAUGUGUGUCAGCCCCGACGGACAGCACCUGGCCUCUGGGGACCGCAACGGCACCUUGAGGAUCCAUGAGCUUGAGUGUAUGGAGGAGAUCAUGAAUGUUCAGGCCCACGACUCUGAGAUCCUGUGCCUGGAGUAUUCCAAACCAGAAACAGGUUUUAAGCUACUGGCCACAGCGAGUCGUGAUCGCCUGAUCCAUGUCCUGGAUGCCGAGCGUGAAUAUGGCCUGGUGCAGACACUGGACGAACACUCCUCCUCCAUCACCGCUGUGCGCUUCGCAGCGAACGAUGGCAAGGUACGGAUGAUCAGCUGUGGCGCCGACAAGAGCAUCUACUUCCGCACCGCUCAGAAGACCGAUGAAGGGACAGUGUUUACGCGAACCCAUCACAUCGUGAGGAAAACUACGCUCUAUGACAUGGACAUCGAUCCCACCCACAAAUACGCUGCCAUCGGCUGCCAGGACCGCAGUAUAAGAAUCUUUAACAUCAGCAACGGCAAACAGAAGAAGCUGUAUAAAGGCUCCCAAGGAGAAGAUGGGACUCUUCUUAAGGUCCAGACAGACCCAUAAGUCCAGACAGGCUUAACUGACUGACCAUUCUCUCUGUGCUGUGCCAUGGCCACCAGCUGCUCUGACAAGAACAUCAGCAUCUUUGACUUCUACACCGGGGAGUGUGUGGCCACCAUGUUUGGACACUCCGAAAUUGUGACUGGGAUGAAGUUCACUAAUGACUGUAAACACCUUAUUACAGUCUCUGGAGACAGUUGUAUCUUUGUGUGGCGCCUGAGCCCUGAGUUGACCAUCAAUAUGAGACAGCGCCUCUCUGAGCUCAAGAACAGCAACAAACCGGUUCAGAAGACGCCUCCACACAAACCCAUCCCUCUCAGCACACGGAGGGAAGUACAUAGUGCUCCUGCCAUCGCCACCAUGUCCUCUGACAGUGACAAGGAGGUGGAAGAGGAGGAGGGUAUCGAGGAGGAAGAUGAGGAGGAGCUGGCCUACCCACUCACCUCCUCUGGUAGCAGCACUGGUGAGGACGGUUCCUCUGAGGAAAGGCACAACUCUCUCAAUUCCUACGUCAGGGAUGGCAAAAAGGAGGGUAGUCGGCGGAGCGAGACGAGCGGUGUGUCGUCUGACGGCUCGGGGUCGGGCUCUGGGCCGCGUCCCCGCCGGCGCUGGUCCAGGCGCAUCGGCAACAUGGAGCUGAUGGUCAAGUCCAUGCUGGACCUGCGGCAGCUGGAGUCCUUCGCCAUGCCGCCCUCCCCCAUCAAGACCCCCAUCCAUGAGAGACACACAGAGGAACAGCUGGGCAGCACCAUCAGCCUGCAGACCAUCCACGCCUGGGGGGAGGACACGGAGGAGAGGCAGAACCUCCACCCUCGUCCUCAGUACAUCAGGCUGGCCUCGGAGACGUCCGACAUCGAGCCCGUCGUGCUCUACCCAGAAGGCUGUGAUGACCGGGUCAGCUUGGCUGGCAGUGAGUAUCAGGUGAAGGAGACCAUUGGGGUUCUGGGGAGAAGUGUGAGGGGGGUCCACUGUCAUGACAAGCACAGCCCUGACAGCGCCUGCUCAGUGGACUACUCCAGCAGACUGUCCAGUCCAGAGCACCCUGGUGAAGACACCGACCCCACAGAGCCUCUGAGUGUGGAUGGGAACUCGUCUGAACUGGACAUGGAGGAACUGGAGGAAGAGGAGGAGGUGUUUCAGAAGAGCGAGCCCAAGGCCUCCGUACCCCAGACACCUGACCAGGAGGCUUUCCUCAAGAUGCACUUCGGAAACCUGUCGGAACAAAACACACCAACGAGUCCCACCAGAGCCCCACCCUGCAUCACAGACAGUGUGAGCAUGUCAGCCAAGUUCCUGUACCAGACCUCCACCAGCAGAAGUCCGUUCCUUUUCCCCUCCAAGGCGAGUGCAGAUCCUAAGGCAGCCAGCGGGGUGGUGCGGCCCUUGGUCUCAGAGGUUCGCCCUCUCAUGGAGGAGCGAAGUGCUUCCCCAGUGCGACUGGAAGUGGAACGCGCUCCACAGAAGGUCACGCCCACUCGCUGCACACCACAGAAGAAGAGGCCGUCAGUGGACAACCGACGGGCGAUCGGCCCUGUAGCCAAGGCAGUAGCCGUCCAUGGCAACGGUGGUGGGAUGAGGAAAUCUCAGUCGGCAACUCAGCUGAACAUCCUAGUUGAGGCUGAGGCAUCUCAGUCUCCUUCUCGACCCUCUAAAGAGGUGGCACCCCAGCCUCACGUCGGGGAUCGCGUCUAUCUCACCACGCCACGCCACACUCUGCCCUCUGCGCCCACCAUCUCCAGCCCCACCUCCCCGACGGCCCGCGACGGACCCACCACAGGCCCCAAGCCCAAGUCCCGCUCCUACAUGAGCCCCACCACCAGCUCCAUGGCCAAGAUGUCCCGCUCCAUGUCCAUGGGCGAGUGCCUCAACAUGGGGGAGUCGGGAGACGACGCCAGCUCGUCCUCGGAGAACCGCCGCGGGUCCGGCUCAGAGUCCACGAAAAGCGGGGCGCCCUCGACUAAAACCACGGUGCCCAUGGUUCUAUCCCCCACUGGUUCGGUGACGUCCCCUUCGGGUGUUGUGACACCCCAUGCUGCGGUCAUCCCCACUCUUAAUGCCUCUGCUUCUGGAGGCAAAGCUCUCCCAGGCAAGCUCCCAGGCAGCACUCUUAGACCCCAGCUGAGUCUAGACAUGUCCAAGCCCUUGCCGGACAAGCCCUCGGUCGCCUCCUUCUCCCCCAACGGCAAGUCCUCCAAGCCGAUCCGGGGGGAAUCUACGCCCCUCCGCUCUCCAGCUAGCAUCAACCCUCUCCACGGAAGCUCCCAGAACCAACCUCCAGCGCUCUCCAGCAACAUCCAACCGGUCGCCGCCCUCUGCAGCAACAGCACUCCAGAAGUCCCUCAGGAGAGCGUCCAGCCCGCGCUCUGUGCCGAGCAGAACCAGACCUCCGAGAAACCCGCCGAGAGCAGACAGACGAGCUCCCAGGGGGAGGAGAGGACCUCCGCCGUGCCAGAGACGAACCCAACCGUGGCGGGCCACUUUGGCGUCCCCGUCCCAGCGUCUCCGUCUCCAUCUCCGUCCCAGUCCUCGCAGGAAGCAGACCCCUCUGUUAACAUAGACGCCUGCAGAGUAGCGGCUAGUGACCUUCAAAGCAGCAUCAGAAGGGCCUGCCAGCUUUACCGCAUGGUGAACAGUGGUCCCAGUUCAGAUGUGCCCCAGGACCAGCUGGAGAUGGCGCGUGUGUUAACUGAAGCUUUGGACGGCGUGAGGGCCGAACUGAACACCAUCCAGCCCUUCGGCCCAAACCCACCCAUAGGGGCCGCCGCUGCUGGCCUGCUGUGCCUGUGGGUGGCCGGGCGUCGGCCGCAGGGCGAGGACAAAACUAUGGCCCUGCUAGAGCAGUACUCAGAACUCCUGCUACGGGCCGUGGAGCGCAGGAUGGAUAACAAGUGCUGAUUACACAAAAGGAAAAUAAUGAUAAUAAUAAUAAAAAAUCCAACAAGGAA
Alosa alosa (allis shad) is the source of this 5793-nucleotide messenger RNA. It is a transcript of the gene mapkbp1, whose product is annotated as mitogen-activated protein kinase binding protein 1. Lineage: Eukaryota; Metazoa; Chordata; Actinopteri; Clupeiformes; Clupeidae. Gene Ontology annotation, molecular function: protein binding. The record is from RefSeq and is a predicted model, not a curated record.